This is a messenger RNA of Fusarium redolens, 1242 nucleotides long. Its product is annotated as kinase-like domain-containing protein. Gene Ontology annotation, biological process: protein phosphorylation; spliceosomal complex assembly; regulation of mRNA processing. The record is from RefSeq and is a predicted model, not a curated record. Lineage: Eukaryota; Fungi; Ascomycota; Sordariomycetes; Hypocreales; Nectriaceae. The coding region runs from base 1 to 1242 and encodes 413 amino acids. Gene Ontology annotation, molecular function: protein kinase activity; ATP binding. The transcript is spliced from 5 exons.
AUGGCACUGUACCACCAACCAUGGGCGCCGUCUGCCAUACCUGCAGCACGCCUUGAGCUUACAUGCCCUAUCGAAGAAGAAAAGACACCAAAUUACAGCCCAGAGCGCUUCUACCCCAUUCGGUUGGGGCAACUUCUGAAUGGAAGAUAUCAGGUAGCGACUAAGCUGGGCUACGGCGCCAAUUCGACCGUCUGGCUUGCUCGAGAUCUGAACCGGUGGCGCUGGUCCGCAGAGAAGUACGUCGCUAUCAAAGUCAACGCAACCAAGAGUUUACACAGACGAGCCUUAGCAGAAAAUGAAAUCGAUAUCCUCCGGCGCGUAACUCGAACAAACCCAAAGCACCAUGGAUGGCACUUCAUUCGAAAACUUACCGACACUUUUACUCUGGAGAGCCCAUAUGGUCGCCAUCCUUGCCUCGUCUCGGACGCUUUGCGUGAGCCUCUUCGGCUAUAUUGCUCCAGAUAUAUUGGGGGUGUCAUCCCUCCAGACAUCUUGAAGGUUCUCCUCCAGAUGAUACUUCUGGCGCUUGACUAUCUGCAUACAGAGUGCCACAUCAUCCAUGCUGAUCUCAAGCCCGACAACAUCAUGAUAAGAAUCGAAGACGCCAAGAUGUUUGAAAAGGACGCAAUUGAAGAGUACAACAACCCCUUGCCGGAGAAGCAACUAGACGACCGAACCAUUUACUUAUCGCGAAACAACUAUGGACCGCUUGCUCGACCAACGGGGAUCAUACAGCUCGUGGGCUUUGAUCUCGCGGUUCAUUCCAAGCCAGCGGAGUUGCACUAUGGUGCGAUUCAAGGAGAGAUGUACCGAGCACCAGAAGUCAUCCUCAACUCUGGGUACAGCUACUCUACGGAUAUUUGGAGUGUUGGAGUGAUGCUUUGGGACUUGCUUGAAAAGAAAAGUCUCUUCGACCCUGUGACUCCAGGGGACGUAAAGGAAUACGACGACUUGUCCCAUUUAGGACAGAUCACCGCCCUACUAGGCCCUGUACCACAAGAUCUUCUGACUAAAGGGAGAAGAUGGUCUUUGUUUUACCAGGAGAACGGAGAGUUGAAGGACCCGAGCCGUAUACCCAGCAAUUUCAACCUCGCCAACACGCUAACAUGCAUGGCUGGCGAAGAGAGGCAACGAUUCAUCCAGUUUGUCAAGAGAAUGAUGACCUGGCGCCCUGAAGAACGCAGCACAGCCAAAGAGCUUCUCAAUGGUCCAUGGCUCUACAACGACUUUCCUCAAGACUAG